AUGGCCGUGGCGGCGGUGGCGGCGCUCGUGGCCGCGCUGGGCGGGGCGCUGUGGCUGGCGGCCCGGCGGGUCGUGGGGCCCGGCGCGCGGAGGCUGCGCGGAGGCGGGGACGCCGGCCCCAUGCGGGGGAAGACCGUGCUCAUCACCGGGGCGAACAGCGGCCUGGGCCGCGCCACGGCCGCCGCGCUGCUGCGCCUGGGCGCGCGCGUCAUCAUGGGCUGCCGCGACCGCGCGCGCGCCGAGGAGGCGGCCGGCCAGCUCCGCCGCGAGCUCCGCGAGGCCGGGGCCGGGCCCGACCCCGGCGGGGCGGGCGAGCUCGUCGUCAGGGAGCUGGACCUCGCCUCGCUGCGCUCCGUGCGCGCCUUCUGUCAGGAGAUGCUCCAGGAAGAGCCUCGACUGGAUGUCUUGAUCAAUAAUGCAGGGAUCUUCCAGUGCCCGUAUAUGAAGACUGAAGACGGGUUUGAGAUGCAGUUUGGAGUGAACCAUCUAGGGCACUUCCUUCUCACCAAUCUUCUCCUGGGACUCCUCAAAAGCUCAGCUCCCAGCAGAAUUGUGGUGGUUUCUUCCAAACUUUAUAAGUAUGGAGACAUAAACUUUGAAGACUUGAACAGUGAACAAAGCUAUAAUAAGAGCUUUUGCUAUAGUCGCAGCAAGCUUGCUAACAUUCUGUUUACCAGAGAACUAGCCCGCCGCUUAGAAGGCACAGAUGUUACUGUCAAUGUAUUACACCCCGGCAUCGUGCGGACUAACCUCGGGAGGCACAUACACAUUCCACUGCUGGUCAAACCACUUUUCAAUUUGCUGUCCUGGGCCUUUUUCAAAACUCCAGUGGAAGGUGCCCAGACUUCGGUUUACUUAGCCUCUUCACCUGAGGUAGAAGGUGUGUCAGGGAAGUACUUUGGGGAUUGCAAAGAGGAGGAACUAUUGCCCAAAGCUAUGGACGAGUCAGUUGCAAGAAAACUCUGGGAUAUCAGUGAAGUAAUGGUUGGCAUAUUAAAAUAGGAACAAAGAGUAAAAGAGAUCUACUUAUCAAACUAUCAGUUAUACCAAUGAUCAGGAAUGGUAGGGCUGAGCACUCCUUA
Messenger RNA from Talpa occidentalis (Iberian mole), 1082 nucleotides. It is a transcript of the gene RDH14, whose product is annotated as retinol dehydrogenase 14. The record is from RefSeq and is a predicted model, not a curated record. Lineage: Eukaryota; Metazoa; Chordata; Mammalia; Eulipotyphla; Talpidae.